This is a messenger RNA of Suillus bovinus, 2235 nucleotides long. RefSeq lists its product as uncharacterized. Bases 117 to 2066 code for a protein of 649 amino acids. Lineage: Eukaryota; Fungi; Basidiomycota; Agaricomycetes; Boletales; Suillaceae. The record is from RefSeq and is a predicted model, not a curated record. The transcript has 10 exons.
AAGAUGGAGAAGUUGUCAUACUCAGGAAAAAUAUCGAGAAGAUAGCCCAAGAUCAUGCAGCGCAAAUAGCGAAGCUCAGGGCGGCCAAGGAGGAGUCGGAGGCCAAACAAACACAGAUGCAGAAAGAAAUGAAAGAGGAGGCAGAACGCCUGAGGACAUUGUUUACUUUCAAGCAACAUGAGAUCGAGACAUCUACCCGAAAGUCUCCGUGGUCUGCGCGCUCCAAGAAAGCCCCAUUAGCACCUCUUGCGACACCUGUGCCUUUGCCUUUGCAGAUGCAAAAGUGGAACCAGAACGAAGCUGUGGCAGGCCCUUCGAGAGUCAUACAAGAGAGUCCCACCCGACCUCGCUUCGGCGAAAUUGUAAAUAAUGAGCGUACAAGAAAACCAGUGGUUGAAACCCGAAAUCUACCAUCUGGAUUCCAAACCUCUACAUCCCCUACGAAGUCGCGGGUGACAGAUUUCAGGAAAGGCAAAGACAUGGUAACUGACUCAAACCAGAGGGGUCCAUUGCAAGUGCAGUUCGACAAUGGCCAUCCGCCAGCGUCACUUCCUUUUGAAGGCACGCAGACAAAUUCGUCUCAAAUGGCUCGGAAUGAUAGUUAUGGCGGGACGGCGCAAGGGGACGUGUUCAUGGCUGACUCUAAUAUGGAUAUAAACUUCUAUCCGCAGGACGACGUCGAGAUGACCGACAGAGCUCAGGAUCGACAGAUUCAUGCCGCUGUGGACGAAGAAUUUGACGAGGUGGGGCCUCACAAGUGGAUUGUGGAUUUGCAUCGGCUUGUCCUAAUGCAUAUGGAACCAGCGUGCAGGAUGAUUACAUUUCAUGCCUUGUUGGGGGUUUCACUACCGAUCGGACCCAAAUCAGAUGCAUAUACUUCUGCAUGUUCUCGUAUACUGGACGUUCUCGCCAAUGUACCUACUCAGGAGCAUCAAGCUUGGGAACUCGCAGCCCAAGUGAUUUGCGAGGCUCUUACAAAAAUGGCAGAUAUACUGGCUGCCUCUGACCAUAUCAAGUCUUUAGCCGCCCUUUUCAGCCAACUCACUCAAAUAACGUACACUCUUCCAGCACCUCAUUCAUAUCUCUUAGUGGAUAAUGCGACGGACUCCGAAGAACACGGAAUUCCUCGCAUUCUCGCUGUGAUAUGUUCUAUCAUUCAGGACCACGUCAGUAAACUAGUAAGUCACGAUACAGAGAAAUCGGAGCUAGGUUUACUUGCCAAGGAGUCACUUGCGCUGUUGGAAGCCUUGUGUUGGAAUACUCCAAGUGAUUUGGAAGAUAGACUAGCCUUUGUACCUCGUUGCCCUUCUGUGCUAUCGAUCCUUCUGGACUCCUCUCGGCCGAUGUGGUUUCUUUUUCACAGUACACGCAUGCUUUCUCGGUUCUCGACUCGACCCGUCCUUUUCCAACCCCUUUUAUCAUUUCCUGACACCGAGGGGCAAUCACAAGACUAUACUCGGCUCCCUCAUAUUGAACGAAUGUGCUCUCUCUUGAUUGAUUCCAGUAGGACGAGUGACGAGGCCGAUGGGAUCAAGCGGCACAUCCUGACGUUUUUUGCCAUGCUCUCCGAGGCUCAUCCAACUGCUCACACGAUUAUCAUCGAGUCGCAGUCCGUGAUACCCUCGAUCAUUGUUUAUUUGUACGGGCUAUCAGCACCUGUGUGGCAAGGUGACGAGGCAAUGGAAUCUGAUCCCCAGGCUGUUUCAAGAGUGAUUCGACGGAUGUACCAAACGACCUUUCUCUUACACCAUUUGAUGUUUAAAGCCGAAGCUCCCCUUAGAUUACGAGAGCGUCUAGAGCACGCACCACGGCACUACAACGGUCUUGUACAUCUUUUUGUUGUUACCAUGGGACGUCUCAGCUUUGCUGAUGUGCCGGAGUGGGUGCAAGAGGAGGACAAACAGGACUUGGAAAGAGUUGCCGGGCUUGCCAAGGAUCUUUUGGAGUUGUUGAUGGACGUGCCACAGAUGGAUGCUAUAUGGGCCACGUACCAAGAGGGGCCAGAUGAAGAAAUGGAGGAUGAUGAAGAGGUGGAAGCUCGACGGCUUGCUGCCAACGUGAUCUAGUUCAUGCCGUAUGAGAGGCUGUCAUCUUCCUGAAAUCAUUAACAGUAUCUCUACGCGGAUGUCUGCCGAUUUGUUGGCAGUGUUAUCUAGAGCCAUGCCUUUAGCUUUGUGUUGCGUCGAAUGAUCUCACCUCGGGAGGUCAUCGUGUCCCGUGACCUCAUAGACGGGC